Molecule: messenger RNA, 1800 nt
Organism: Papaver somniferum (opium poppy)
Lineage: Eukaryota; Viridiplantae; Streptophyta; Magnoliopsida; Ranunculales; Papaveraceae
Product: protein NDL2-like
Exons: 11
Coding region: 201-1244 (347 amino acids)
Source: RefSeq, a predicted model, not a curated record
UACAGAGAGAGAAACAAAAAUCAAAAUAAAAUAAACAGAGAGAAAGAGGAAGAAUCGCUUGGUUUAUAAGCCAUUUCAAACCAAAAUUUCUGCAACACCAAAUUACAGAUUUUGGGAGAGAAAGAGAAGGAGAAGGAGAAGGAGAGGGACAAGGAGUGAGUUUUGGGCUUUCUCUAGGAAACCGAAAGAAAGCCGAAGGGAUGGGAGAGUCAAGCGAUUCCGUUUCUGUUGAUAUGGAAACUAUCUCUCUUGGUGGAAAGGAGCAUCUCGUACAGACUAGCCAUGGGUCAGUAUCUGUUUCUGUGUUUGGUGAUCAGGACAAGCCGGCACUUAUUACCUACCCUGAUAUAGCUCUAAAUCAUAUGUCAUGUUUCCAAGGAUUGUUUUUCUGCCCAGAAGCAUCUUCGCUGCUGCUUCACAACUUCUGCAUCUACCACAUUAGUCCUCCUGGGCAUGAGUUAGGAGCUGGUGCGAUUCCUUCCGAUGAUCCUGUGCCCAAUGUUGAUGAUUUGGCGGAUCAGGUUGCAGAAGUUCUUGACUACUUUGGCUUAGGUGCUGUGAUGUGCUUGGGAGUCACAGCUGGUGCAUACAUCCUUACGCUCUUUGCUACGAGGUAUAGGGAGCGUGUCAUUGGUUUGAUACUCGUGUCUCCGUUAUGCAAAGCACCCUCUUGGACAGAGUGGUUAUACAAUAAGGUUAUGUCAAAUGUCCUGUACUUUUACGGGAUGUGUAGUGUGGUGAAGGACUGUUUGCUUCAGCGCUACUUCAGCUUGGAAGUUCGUGGCAAUUCACAAGUCCAGGAAUCAGAUAUUGUACAAGCGUGCAGAAGUUUGCUAAAUGAGAGGCAAAGUACAAAUGUACUGCGAUUUCUUGAAGCAAUUAAUGGGAGAUAUGACAUUAGCGAUAGACUAAAGAAGUUACAGUGUCGGACACUCAUUUUUGUGGGCGAGAACUCUCCAUUCCACUCAGAGGCAAUUGACAUGACCUCAAAACUCGACAGAAGAUACAGUGCCUUGGUUGAGGUACAGGCAUGUGGAUCAAUGGUAACGGAAGAACAGCCACAUGCAAUGUUAAUACCAAUGGAGUAUUUCUUCAUGGGGUAUGGGCUAUACCGACCAACUCAGCUUAGUGGCAGCCCUAGGAGUCCAUUAAGUCCAUCUUGCAUUUCUCCAGAGCUUCUCUCGCCAGAAAGCAUGGGCUUGAAGUUAAAGCCGAUAAAAACUCGGAUAUCUCUUCAAGUCUAAAGCUGUAGAGGGAAGUUGAUGACGGUGAUAAUGCACGGUGCGAUUCUGUAACUUACUCUGCUGUAAUCUAAAAAUGAGUUGUUUUUUUGGUUGUGGGCAGGAAGGGUUUGGUGUAUAGAUAAGAGAGAGAGAAAAGUUUUUAUAUAAUACAUUAUAUAUAGAGAGAAAUGGGGGGCAUAACGGAGAGUUUUAGAGACAGUAAAAAUUCAUUCAUUUGUAGUAGGGUUUCAUAAAAGUGAUCAGAGGGAGAUAUAUUAGAGAGAGAUGUAAAUUCUCAAAAGAAUAUUUAUGAUGAUGAAGAUGAUGAAAAUCAAAUUGAAUAAUAAUGAGAGGGUUAAGGGGAGAUUUGGUUGAUCAUUGGUGGUGGUGGUACGGUUGUUGGCUAAUGAAUAAUGAUAAAUAUGUGGGCCUUUUGGUAGUUCAAUCAUUUGGCGGUGCACCUUCUCUUUUGUUUUUCUUCACUUGUAUAUUUGCAUCUGUUUUUGUUGAUGAAUUUUGUAUUUACUCGAGUAUGUGCCAAUGAGGCGCCAGACAUUUAGUUUCACCCUUGUUGUUG